AUGGCUUUCACUUUUCUCGCAUUGGCAGCGCCGGCGCUUGCUCUUCCACUUCCACAGAACAGCCUAACCGCUGGAAACACGACCACGACAGUACCGAUCAUGAAGACAGCGAUAUAUGUUGCUAAUGUCACAGACCCGGCAUUGACUAGAGACUCUUGUGGAUCAGCACGUAUUGGUGACAGAGUGCUCUGGACUUGCAGGGACACUCAAGGCUACGACGCUCAGACCGGCAAGCCAAUCGCAAUGCCAAUGAUGACCAACAGCGCGGCAUGGACAAAUUUGAGUCCAAGUGGAGGUCCACUAUUGGCACCCGGACCAGUGGGCGCCGGAUCAAAUGGCAGCAAUUCGAUUUUACAAAUGUAUGGCGGAAACACAUUGACCAUGCCAGCCUACUACCCACUCCAAGAUACUCAGUGCCCUGACUCUGGAGCGUGCGAAGACGGGACUCGAUAUGUGGUUUGGCCGGACCAGCCACCUCUGAUCUCACAACAAGGAAGUGAUGGCAGCGCCGUUGCCUACACAUGGAUUCCCAACCAGCAAUUGCGCGGAGUCAAUAACGGCAUCACCAUCAAUCCUUUGUACCGUCUGUACAAGGAAACAUACACACCCUCAGCGGACGCGAAUGCUCUUCCCGAAGUGGAGAUCAUCUCCACAUCUUUCUAUGGCGAGAAUGCCAUAGGAUACGGUCGCUAUGGAUCGAUGAUACACGACAAUAUGGCCUACCUCUAUGGCCAGACAGCCGAUCGUGAGACAACGCUGGCACGCGUCUCGCCAGAUCGGAUAGAGGACCGAACGGCAUACCAGUACUAUCAGGCGUCCACUCAGACUUGGACCAACUCUUCACCUGUUUUCAAUACUUCUACAGUUUCCACAGCCGCGCCAAAGUUCUUCAACAGCACGUCGUAUUCAACAAUUGCUGAGGCAAGGGACCUACAAUCAACCUACGUGAUUCCCAACGCCGGUCUCGGAGGGCAGGGAACCUUUUAUUACAGCUCUUACUUCUCUCGCUUCAUCUGGAUUGGACAAUCUGUGGGACUCGAUGGCGGUAGCGCGACAUUCUACAUUACAGCCUCUCCUUCUCCCGAAGGACCAUGGGCUGAGCCACAAAAGCUCUUUGUUGGGCAGGAUGGGGAUCAUGAUAUUGUAGGCGGAUACUCUUUGCAGGCGCAUCCAGCUUUGCUGCCCAGCGGACCUGGAGUCGCGAGCGAGAAAGGGAUCUAUCUCAGCUGGACGCAGCAAUGGCGGGAAAGUACAGUUGGGUCCGGAUACACGACGCCUUUGGUGUAUUUGGAGUUCGAGUGA
Messenger RNA from Cercospora beticola, 1302 nucleotides. RefSeq lists its product as uncharacterized. Lineage: Eukaryota; Fungi; Ascomycota; Dothideomycetes; Mycosphaerellales; Mycosphaerellaceae. The record is from RefSeq and is a predicted model, not a curated record.